UUCCACCGACGCACAUAGAGGUGGUGUCACGGAUGUCCCCGGUCGAGGUGGGACAAAUCAACGAUGUCGUGUCGGGUCCGGGGAGGUGGUCCUCUAAUGUCACCAUAGAGCCCGAGGAGAAGCCCUUGGUUGCGGGUCGUCGCGCCAACCUGGAUUGCACUGUCAUAGGAAGUAACCCGCCGCCCCAAGUCACGUGGUACCAACAGGGGCAGGAGGUGGAGCCCUUACGUACUGAGGUGCAGGUGGGAGACAACAUCACGGUUUCAGUGUUGUUGUUGGACGUGACGCGAGAACAUCACGGGCGGCAGCUAGUGUGUCGGGCCCAGCACCCUACCUUGUCUGACGCCACCCUUGAGGAUAUUUACACCCUUGACGUCUCAUUCAAGCCAAAUGUCAGCCUGCGCCUGGGAAGAGCUCUCAACCCCGCGGAUCUGCAAGAGGGUAACGACAUAUUCUUCGAUUGUUCUGUAGACGCCAACCCUCCGCCUUAUAAGAUCCGCUGGCUGCAUCAGCUGUAA
Homarus americanus (American lobster) is the source of this 518-nucleotide messenger RNA. Its product is annotated as cell adhesion molecule 4-like. Lineage: Eukaryota; Metazoa; Arthropoda; Malacostraca; Decapoda; Nephropidae. The record is from RefSeq and is a predicted model, not a curated record.